Messenger RNA from Lentinula edodes (shiitake mushroom), 765 nucleotides. RefSeq names its product SGNH hydrolase. Lineage: Eukaryota; Fungi; Basidiomycota; Agaricomycetes; Agaricales; Omphalotaceae. The record is from RefSeq and is a predicted model, not a curated record. Gene Ontology annotation, molecular function: hydrolase activity, acting on ester bonds. The transcript has 5 exons. The coding region runs from base 1 to 765 and encodes 254 amino acids.
AUGUUCUCCCUCACCGUCGUUUCUGUGCUCUCAUUGCUUUCUUCUGUCGUCGGUUCAACCGUAUACCUUGCAGGAGAUUCUACUAUGGCUCCUAAUGGUGAUGGGGCAGGAACAGGGACGGAUGGAUGGGGUCAAUAUAUUGGGCAGUAUCUAACACUGUCUGUCAGCAAUCAAGCGAUAGCUGGCCGUAGCGCUCGCAGUUACACUGACGAAGGACGCUUCACUAAUAUCAUUGACGAGGUUGUCGCUGGAGAUUUCGUGAUCAUCGAGUUUGGUCACAACGAUGGUUUAUCCGGAGACGUGGAUAACGGUAGAGAAGAUGCUUUCGGAGACAGUUUGACCACCACUGCAACAGUGACGGAAACAGACGGGAGCACGGAGGUCAUUCAUACGUUCAAUUAUUAUAUGACGAACGCAGUCAACUCUCUCAAAGCCAAAGGCGCCAUUCCAAUAAUUUCUUCCCAAACUCCUGACAACAUUUGGGACGGUGACGUGAUAGCUGCACCACCUCGAUUCGUGCCCUAUGCACAAGAAGUUGCUGGAAACACUAGCGUCACUUAUAUCGACCACUACGACUACGUUGCACAAGCUUAUGAAGCAAUCGGAGAGACUACUGUCAAUACGUAUUAUCCUAUUGACCACACUCACACCACCGUGACGGGUGCGAAUGUGGUUGCGGAAGCCUUCGUGCGAGGCCUCCUGUGCUCUUCGAGUACUCUGAAAAAUUUUGUGAACAGUGCAGGCCAAGCCGCUCCAAGUGAGUGA